GUGUAAAAAUUUUUACAUUUAAAAUUUAUCCUUAACUUUUUCUUCUCCGUAGCUCAAUUGCUACCCAACAGAUUUCAAGUUCCCCUGGAACGGCGAGAUGAUUACCUCCGUCAUGAUUCGCAGCAAGGCCUCCGACCUCGCCACCUCCCUGAAGCGCUCCGCCGCCACCCAGAACAAGCCGAAGAAGUUGAAGAAGAGUGCCAAGAAACCUCGCGUCCAGGAUACCGUCGUUCCCUUCGCCACCGCGGCCUCCCUCCCGAAACGAUCCAGCACAAAUCUGAACCCCCUGCGAUUUACCGGGCAAGAGGGAGGAGCUACUCAUAGGCGAUGCGCGAUUUCCCGGGCAAGAGGGUGGAGCUACUCAUAGGCGAUGCGUUCGUGGAUGGAUCUGAAUCGUCCGACCGGAAUCUGGUUGGAGCCAUCCUGAGCGCGUCCGAGCGAGCAAGUUUGGAUGUUGCAAAAGAAAAGGAGGUGGGAGGACUGUUUGAUCCGAAGAAGGAUUUGAUGAUAGGCUAGGGAAUCUAGGGUUUUGGGAUGUGGACGUGGAGGAAGGGGAUAGCGAUGGGGUGACGGGGUGUAUGUUUACAUUCCCCAUUCUGACCCUUUUUCCGAGAUUUUAGCGCAUCCCUUCUCCCCUACAAAGAUUUUGAGUUGUCGCUAUGAUGGACUCAUCCGGUUGAUGGAUGUCGAAGAUGGGACCUUUAAUAUGAUCCACUCCGGUGAUGAUCUUAUUUACUCGAUCUGCCAGUCAGCAGUCGAUACUAGCACAAUUUAUUCUGCGGAAGGUGCAGGAGAACUGAAACUUAAGGCUGAGAGGACAAGAAGAGUUUCAAACUCUUGGGAUUUGCAUGAUAAAAGAAUUAAUACGAUUGAUUUCAAUCCUGAGAACCCCAACAUGAUGGCUACUCGCAUAUGGGACUUGCGAUUAAUGAAGAAACACCAACCAGAUAGUUUAAAGACAGUACAACAUCAAAGUUCUGUUCAUUCUGCAUAUUUCUCACCUGGUGGGCUCCGACUCGCUACAACAAGUGGAAGAAGAGAAUGGGGCGGCUCAAGAUGAGGCAGAGAUCAAAGUAGUCCUGCAGUGGUGAUGGUAGGCAAAUCUGCAUCAGUUCAUUCUCCACAUGCUUUCGGAAGUGUGUUUUGGUAAAGAAAGAGAGCUUCGAGUAGUGUUUUCUAGUUGCUUUAGUUUAUUGUUAGGGAAAUUAAAGUAUUAUGCUUGUAGCAUUUGAUACUACCAAAUCGGACGGAACCGA
Molecule: messenger RNA, 1256 nt
Organism: Zingiber officinale
Lineage: Eukaryota; Viridiplantae; Streptophyta; Magnoliopsida; Zingiberales; Zingiberaceae
Product: DNA damage-binding protein 2-like
Exons: 3
Coding region: 680-1060 (126 amino acids)
Biological process (GO): regulation of DNA damage checkpoint
Cellular component (GO): nucleus
Molecular function (GO): protein binding; DNA binding
Source: RefSeq, a predicted model, not a curated record